Molecule: messenger RNA, 276 nt
Organism: Purpureocillium takamizusanense
Lineage: Eukaryota; Fungi; Ascomycota; Sordariomycetes; Hypocreales; Ophiocordycipitaceae
Exons: 2
Coding region: 1-276 (91 amino acids)
Cellular component (GO): extracellular region
Source: RefSeq, a predicted model, not a curated record
AUGAAGCUCCUCGCCGUCACCGCCCUCUUCCUCGGUGCCGUCAUGGCCGUCCCCACCAACCCCCAUGACGGCUACAACGCCUGCCCCCACGGUCUCUUCUCCGUCGAGCAGUGCUGCGCCAUCAACGUCCUGGGCGUCGCUAACCUUGACUGCGACUCUCCAACCGAGUAUCCUCGUGAUGCCGAUCACUUCCGCGAGGUUUGCUCCAAGAGGGGCAAGUUUGCCCGCUGCUGUGUGCUUCCAGUGGUACGUACGUUUUGUUUCAUGAGCUUUUAG